AUGCACGAGGGAAUUGUUCUUUUCUGUCGACUGCGUGCUGUCCGUAGCGUCCGGGUUAACAUUGGCAACAUUUACCUCGCCCAAGGCAGGCACGGCGAGGCUCUGAAGAUGUACCACAUCGCCUUGGAUUCGACUCCGGCAAACAGCAAUUUUCUCCGUUGCAAGUUACUGAAGACAAUUGGGGACGCAUACUUCCUCGCAGGAAAGUUUACGGAGGCAACAGCAACAUACGAACAGCUUCUCAAAGUCCGAGCGCAACUGGGCUGGAGCGUCUCAGCCUUCUUGCCACGUGGCCUUCGAGGUCCCAGCCGCUGUGUCUCUGUCGAGAGCGAGAGUCUAAACCUGCUUCUGUGUUACUAUGCCGCCGGGAACAAAGCGAAGAUGCAAGAGCACUUCUUGCACAUGCUUGUUAUGCAGGACGACAUGUCGGGCACAGAUGAACUGGUUGAGGAUGAUGAGGAUGACGACGAGGAUCAGCUCUCGCCUUCGUCGAUGUCUCCGCUUAUCGUCGCAGCGCAGAGCGCUUCUUUCUGCGGUGCUUCCUCGUGUUGCCCGUUCCCUGACAACUCACCGAAUCAUGGUGCUGCUUGUUCUCCUCCAUCGUCACAAAACUCAUCAUCCAGUGGAGCGGACUUAUCCCCUGCAUCCGGGGAGCCAGACGGUUUCACUCAAUUGAUCUGCCAGCGACGUAAACAGACCUACCGGAGACUGGUUUUGGCAGGUGGCCUCAUUGCGCAAGCCCUGGCCGGGAAUGUCACAGGAUCUCUUGCUGCGAAUUUGCAGUCCGCAUUCGACUGGGUAAUCGAAUGUUUCAGAAGCCAUGGGUACAGAGAGCUGGCAUACGAGAUCGAGAUGCACAAGGCCAACGCACUUUUGCGCCUGAAAUGCGGGGUGGAUACGGCGGUGAAGAUCUACAGAAGCUUUGAACACGUUGAACGGCACCAUGCAGUUCUGACGCCGCGAGCCUCGACGAAUCUAUCCUUCAUUUACAUUCUCGAAAACGACCUCCCGCAGGCCACGAAAUACGCUGAUAUCGCUCUCUCUGCGGACCGGUACAACGCACAUGCUCUCGUUAACAAGGGGUGCUGCCUACUCCUCGCCGGCAAGCGACAGGAAGCGCGACACCACUUCCUGGAGGCACUUGGGCUCGAUGCUGAGUGUGUUGAGGCCCUCUACAAUUUUGGCCUUGCCUGCAAAAUCGAUGACCAACUUGACGAGGCUCUAGAGGCAUUCUCAAGGUUCAACCAAAUCCUUCCGAGUCAGCCCGAGGUUCUGUACCACCUCGGGGAUAUCAGCGAGUCUAUGGGUCAGUACGAGAAAACGAUGGAGUGGUUUUCGCUGCUCACAUCUCCUGGAGUUCGGCCGACGGAUGCCCGCAUCCUGGGACGCAUGGGUGCAGCGGCGGCCGCCCAUUCUCAAGACGACGAGGAUAAACAAGCGCUCCACUAUUUCCUCAGCUCAUACAGCUACUACCCGUACUCGGUGGAUGUCAUCACGUGGCUCGGCGUGUACUUCGUGAAGCAGCAGCUGUUUGACAAGGCCGCAGAGUUUUUCCACCGCGCGGCAGCUCUGCAACCUGCAGAACCUAAGUGGCUGCUCAUGGUCGCGUCCUGCUACCGCCGAAGCGAGAAUUUCCCUCUCGCUCUCGCCCUAUACAAAAAGGUGCACCGCGAGCACCCGGCUGACGUCGAGUGCCUCCGGUGUCUAGUCACCGUCUGCAAAGAAAUGCGGAUCCCGGACGACCAGUAUGCGGCGCUCCUGCGAAAAGCAGAAAAUGCGCAGCAGAUAAUUUACGGGCUUCAGCCCCGCGGUGCGUCUUCUGCACGUCUGGAGGAACGACAACCAAUAGUCCAGAGUGGGAGGACGACGCAGAUCCGCUCCCUGGGAGCGCGACAGAAAACGCUGGCGCUAACUGACGGCGCGGCACCAGAAGAGGAUAUGGCGAUCAUAGAGAACUUGGUUUUCUGA
This is a messenger RNA of Toxoplasma gondii ME49, 1968 nucleotides long. RefSeq names its product tetratricopeptide repeat-containing protein. Gene Ontology annotation, biological process: intraciliary transport; non-motile cilium assembly. The record is from RefSeq and is a predicted model, not a curated record. NCBI's taxonomy places the organism in Eukaryota, Apicomplexa, Conoidasida, Eucoccidiorida, Sarcocystidae. Gene Ontology annotation, molecular function: kinesin binding. The transcript is spliced from 9 exons. Bases 1 to 1968 code for a protein of 655 amino acids. Gene Ontology annotation, cellular component: ciliary base; non-motile cilium; ciliary basal body.